Messenger RNA from Pogona vitticeps (central bearded dragon), 11085 nucleotides. RefSeq names its product pleckstrin homology domain containing M3 (gene PLEKHM3). NCBI's taxonomy places the organism in Eukaryota, Metazoa, Chordata, Lepidosauria, Squamata, Agamidae. The record is from RefSeq and is a predicted model, not a curated record.
UCCGUUUCCCCAGCUGCCGUAGGGAGGAAUUUGAGGUGUGAACUGGGAUGGAUUGUAAACAGAGAAGUCCAAGAGGGCUGAAUAGCGCAGCCGGUCUGUAUUGCGGCUCAUGGAGAAAAGAGGAGAGAGGAGGUGAGAUUAAAAGAAAGAUCACCGGGGAAGAAAUGCGGAACGUUUUGCGUCUGUGGAGGUCCUAGGAGUCAGGAAAAUUCUGAUACUGUGGAUGAACAAAACAGUUGUUGAACGAUUAACACCUUCCUAUGCAGUUGGGAUGUUUAGGAAGGUAAACAAACAUAAAUCUAAUUGAAGUCAGAUGCCUGUGGCAAUAGUGACUAUGUUGGGUCCAGGCCAAACCAGGAUCAACAUUUUCCCCAGAGGCCGCUUCCUCUCUUGUGCCUCAGCAUUCAUGUGGCGUUUUGGCAAAAUAGCCCCAAAGUUUCAGCUCUUCUGACUCCAGACAAAAUGGAGGCCUUAGAAGUUGAUGACAUCAGUCCUGCCUUGGAAGUGACUGAGGAUUUCUUCGCUACUUUUGAUGCUAAGCUAGAAAAUGUGCAGCCACCAGAGGUUUAUGGGAUUCAGGAAGUUCCUGAACUGCUCGGACAUGAAGUCUUCAAUAAUUGUGGGGACUUGAGGAACAUCCCUUCUUUGGGGAAGAACAAUCUUGCUUGGGAACACUGCAAGAAUGGGCUCUCAGAAACCAAAGCGCAGACUGCAUUUCCUGCCAAAGAACGGUUUGGAGUGCAAAAGGGAACAGUUCCAGACAACCUGUCCUGGAUGGAGCAAAGGGAGGCGUCCACUUUUAACAUCCUUAAUAUCUGCCGGAGGAGGGUUCGACCCCGUUCUGUGAAUGAUAUUACAGUACAGAGUGAGGAAGCUGCCACUUUCAAACCAGGCCAUAACCGGUCACGCUCAGAUAUCAGCCGUGUAGACUGGGGUGUCAUCAUAACUGGUGCUCCUCCACAGCAGCUAUCUAACCAGAGUAAACAAUGUCCAAAAAUUUCAUUUGCACCAGCUGGGUUCAAAAAGGGAGAAGAUAUUCAAGGGAACACACAGCACAAGCCAACGUUCUCAAAUAUCUUAAAGAAAGGGUAUUUGGAAAUUAAGAGCAACCAUGAUACCUACUGGCAGACUUGUUAUGCUGAGCUCUUGCCGUAUGAACUGUACCUAUAUUGGCUGGACAACAGCGGUAACCAGACCCUUCCCACUGUCUAUCUGCUCCUGCAUUUCCAGAGUAUCACUGUGGAAACUAGUGUAGUGGAUGCAGUUCUGUUCAAUAACUCACAUCUACAGCUCAAAGCGGAAUGCCCCUGGGAAGCCUUAGACUGGGGGCAGAAGCUUCGGGAAGCUGUGCAUUCUUCGGUACCAUCUUUCCUGAGGCCACCAGGAGACUUGCAGAACACACAGAAGCUUGAUAAUGAGGAUAGUGGCAUCACUCAAAACCAUGUCUUUCAGAAGGAACCUUCCAAAUUUUUGCAGUCAACAUCUUUGACCCCAAAUAUCAAGGACUUACAAGAUGUUCUUAAAUCAGGGACUCUUUACAGGCUGACACUUCAGAACAACUGGAAAGCAUUCCAUUUUGUGCUCAGCCCUCCUCUCCUCAUGGCGUUUCAGACCAGCAGGCUUGAUGAAGACCCUUUGUGUAGCUACAAUAUUGAAGUGUGCCUCUCGGUAGAGACUGAUACCCUGGAUGACUGUGACUCUUGCUUUCAGGUUAUCUUCCCUCAAGAUGUGCUCCGUCUGCGGGCAGAAACACGUCAAAGGGCUCAGGAAUGGAUGGAUGCCUUGAAAACUGCUGCCAGGGCAGCUGGCCUUGGUCAAAACCUGCAAGUGACACUCAGAAACAAAAUCCAAGGUUUGUCUCAUGGAAAAGAGCAUAGGAAGGUCAAGCGCCAGUCUGUCACCACUAGUUUUCUCAGCAUCUUAACCACCUUGUCUUUGGAAAGAGGACUGACUGCCCAGAGUUUUAAGUGUGCAGGUUGUCAGCGCUCUAUAGGCCUAGCCAGCGGGAAGGCAAAGGUGUGCAGCUACAGUGGAUGGUACUACUGCAGCGUCUGUCAUGUGGAUGACACCUUUCUGAUUCCUGCACGGCUGGUUCAUAACUGGGAUACUUCAAAGUACAAGGUAUCAAAGCAAGCCAAAGAGUUCCUGGAAUAUGUGUAUGAAGAACCCCUGAUUGACAUCCAGCAGGAAAACCCAAUGUUGUAUAGACAUGUUGAGCCACUGGCAACAGUGGUCCGUCUGAGACAGCAGCUGAAAUCCCUCCGAGCCUAUUUAUUCAGCUGCAGAGCAGCAGUAGCUGAAGACCUGCGAAGGAGAAUAUUCCCUAGAGAGUAUCUUCUUCAGCAGAUCCAUCUUUAUUCUUUAGCAGAUCUGCAGCAGGUUAUUGAAGGGAAGCUGGCCCCAUUCCUUGGGAAGGUCAUCAAAUUUGCCACCUCUCACGUAUACAGCUGCAGCCUUUGUAGUCAAAAAGGAUUUAUCUGUGAGAUCUGUAACAACGGUGAGAUCCUCUACCCAUUUGAGGACAUUUCUACAGGCAGGUGUGAGAGUUGUGGUGCUGUCUUCCAUUCGGAAUGCAAGGUGAAGGCUGUGCCCUGCCCCAGGUGUGUGCGGAGGGAGCUUCAGAUGAAGCAGAAGUCUUUCUGGAGAAGGCUCAACAUGGAUGAGAGUCUGGAAGAGGCUUGCAACAUGUUUGAACUGUCUUAUCAGAACACAUGAAUUGGAGGAGCAAGUGAGCAAACCUGCUGAGGUUUCUUCCCUGAAUAGGGAGUGAAUGUUUGCAAGUCAGCAUGGGACUGUCUGCACUGCCAGAGAUGGGCUGGUAUUCAUCUUUCAGGGCUUGACUACCUGGGGCCAAAGGUACUAAGAAGUCUGUGUGAACCAGCCGGUGUUAAGCCAAAUGUAGUUUACUUGAAACAUUUCCUAUUCUCUUUGCAGUUAUUGUGAGAAAUGCCUGAUUGCGUGUAUUGUUUAUUAUUAGGGUUUUGAGUGGAAAGAAGUGGUAAAGCUAGCAAACAUGGCACUGCUAUUUAAAACCCAUUGACUGCUUUGGACAAGGUGCCUAUGACCUGGUGUUUGUAGGGCAUUUCACAGCUUGGACAGCAUUUAGAAACAAUUCCCUGCUUUACAAAAUAUUGACUUCUCUAUAGAACUACAUCUAGAUACAGUAAGUGUAUAAAUAUAUAGCAAUCAUAGAGCAGAUGUUAGUUAAAUCUUACAUUACUGUUCCUAACUUCUGGAUAAAUGGCUCUGUGAUCUAUGUUUGCAGCUGUGCAUCUGCACAACAUUUCAAUUUCAUAAUGAGACAAUAAUUCACAUUCCUGUGAUUUCUCACAUGUAAUACGGUGAAGGACUCAAGACUGAGUUCUAUUGCUGUUAACAAAAGCGUACACUGCUUUUUGCUUUCUUGGUGAUAAGUUGAGGCAUCCCUUUCUCUUUCUGUCAUCUUCAUCCACAAUGAUAAAAGGGUGAAUUACUUCCUGUUGAGCCUUCCACAAAGCUGAAGUUUGUGGAUCUCUGUUGCUCUUUUCCUUGAAUUUCUCACUAACGGGUACAAUAUAUAGGGAUACACAGAACAGCAGCCUGAGUUGCUGCAGAGCACAAAUGCUGCUUCAGUGCAGCCUGAAGGAGAGACGUAUUCUGAACAUGUUGCAGGAACUGGGAUUUCUUGUGCAUUUCCCCAUUCUGGAUUAGGAAAAGAAGCUCAGCGCUCUGAUGACUGCAGAUUGGACAUGAAUGUUUUCCUGACAAUGUGUUCCUCAGUGGCAUUUACCAUAGAAAUAUGUUUCAUUUUGAUGCCCCUGUUUUCAGCUCAGUCCCAUGCCCCAUUCAGUAGUCUCUUUUAGAUACCUAAGAGCAGAGACAUUUGUUAUAAUUAUUUGUCCUGAUCCAAAGCAAUGUUGUGCUCUUAUACAAGCUUUCCCCAUCAGAUCAGUGGGAAGUUCCAGUCUUCGCCUUUAUUAGACUCUCUCUACUAAAACAGAAAAGUUACAGAAGAAAGAGGGCCUUUUGUGUUUUUAAGUAGUUGAAGGGUCAGGGGCACUGCCUAAGCACAAAUAUACAGUAGAUUUAAUGAGAAUUAUAGACGUUCCCUGUGGAGUUUUGUGCACCUAUUUUUUAAAAAUUAUUCAUAGGUUACACUUGGCCAUAAGGCUAAAUUGUGGGAAUGAGCCUACACAAGCCUUAGUCACACACACCCUCCAUUCCCACAUGGUGAGGAGAGGGAGGCUCAGAGUUUUCACUUUCCUUUUUGAUCUAUCACAGUUUAGCAACCAAACUCAAACACACAUUUGUCUUAACUAUGGCAUACUGAAACAAGCCAGCUUUGAUUUUGAAGCUGGUUUGGGUCAAUAGACCAUAGUUAACAUUCACCACAUUUAGAGUUAGGGCAUAAUGCUAAAUAGUGUAGCUCAGUAGUUCCCCAAACUGGUAAACACCAAACCCUAACCCCAGUUCUUAGACUGCAACUCCCAGAAGCCUUCAUCACUAGUGCUGGCCAGGGUUUCUGGGAGCUGCAGUCCCAGAGCACUGGUGUAGUUAAUUCAAAAAGGAAGUAGCUACUAAUGGAGGUGAAGGGGAUGAGGAAGGAUGGUGACAUUGUCCCUAUAAUAUUGCUAUAUCCAAAUGCAGCAAGUCUCUGGGAUUUUUUCAUUCAAUAUCUUUAUAAUUUCUAUUGUUUCUCAAGAGCGUGUAAAUUGAUGAAUACUUGGUUACCCAUUUACAGGAAGCCACUAUGUAGUGAUGUAAAAAUAAUGAGUAUCUGCAUGUAUACCUGUCUGUUAACCCAUGUAGGUUUGCUCUGCUGCCACCCUUCCCUCUCUGCAUGGCGGUCUGAUGCCAAUGUGUUAAGAUUGUAAUUGCGUUUAACACAACAAAUAUAUUUAAAAUGGAGGAUCCUGACUAAAACAAACCUCAAUGUGCCUGUUAAACAUGAAGGUAAUUUUUUAAAAUCUAAAACUCAAAUGUUGCAGACUAGAGAUGGGGGAAGGCAAAUAUAUAACACAUACAAACGAUAAAGACAAUAUUUGAAAUUGCACAUGCUGAAAUAUUUCUCUAUUUCUUUCAAGAAAAGAAUGGCAGGAUAGGGGUGUUCUUGAUCGUGUUGUAUUUCCAUCAGUCACUCUUGUGUCUGCAUAUACACGUACUGUAUGAAUAUAUAUGUAUGAAUGUGUAAUCUAGGAAACUUGUUUCAUGACAGACCAUCAGAUUGUGAAGUUAUAUUUAAAUGGUCACCAUUCACAACCUUGUAACGGAUUACAUUGUGUGUUUUACUCAGUGAUUCAGGAACUCCAUACAUGGAUUCAGGUAGAGGUGUAUGAUACUUGAAAAUUGUCACAUCUGAAACAUCUAGUUGGAGAAGGUAAUAUAACAUAUGCCAUUGGCUUGGGGCAGUGGGGGGGGCAGGGCCAGGCUGAGACACCUGAAAACCACAACUGAGGUGGAAUUUGCUAUUUUUAUUUACACACUGUUGCUAUUUCCUUCUUCUCUUUCAUCAUGGAAGCAGGAAAUAGCAACUUGUUGACUUAGAUUUUGAUCUGCUUUUUGUGGAAUUUAUUCCUGGGUGCUUUCUUUCUACAUGCCAGAGAGCAGAAUUUUGUUUGUUCCCUAAUAUUUUUUCCACAGUAUGUGACAUAUCCUUAUCCUUUGAAACUAAGAAUAGAUAGCAGCAGCCAUCACAUGUACUGCAAAGGGAACAUUGCAUAAUUUUUAAAAAGUGCAAGCCUGUACUUUUUAAUUUCUGCAUUACUGGUGGGGACAUCUUUCUUUCCAACAGGAAAAAUAUCUCUCUCUGAUUCUGGAACAAUCUUUAUUUGCUUCAGGACAGUUCUGGCUUAGUUUGAAUCUCUGCAUGAGAAGAGAGAACACCACACCUUGUUGGGUUUAUUGAAUUAACAGGGUUUAGCUCCCAUUGACGUGCAUGUGAAAAACAGUUAUACAGCAGCAGUCAGAGCUUGAAAAAAAUUACUUGGUUGGGUUACAGUUUCCAGAAUUCUCCUCAGCCAGCACAGCUUGUGACUACCAUUGUCUUGAGGAGUUGAGGAGUUGCAAUUGAAAAAAGUAACCCUUCCAAAAUGGUAUCAGUCAUUUGAAAAUUCACACAAAUUCCUGUCACAGGAAUGACCUUCUGUUGUAUGUUAAGAAAACAGCUUAAAAACAACAACUAUCUCCACACAUCUCAAAAAUCUGCCCCAAGUGAGCAUGUAUCGUGGAAGUUUGACAUCUCCUUGCAAUGAGGAAAAUGUUUGUGAAGCAAACAUCCCCUGUAGACUGAAGAGACAACCUGCAUAUUUGGCAACACUUUGGAUAUUUUACAUUUAUUCUCUGAUUGGUUUAUUGCCAUCACUGCUUUUGUCUUUUGAUCUUUGCAGGUUCUCUGAUAAGAAGUUGUUUUUUUUGCAUUGCUGAAGCUAGCUGAAUUUUAUACCUGGCAAAUGGGGAAGAGGAGUAUUCAGGUCUGCUCUCUUUGCUGUAUCCCAUUUUUAUGCAUUUCACUAGUACACAUUGCCUGCACAAUUAGGAGUUGUUUAGUAAUCCCACCUCUGUCCCACAAACAGGCGCUCCUUUGCUGCCGGUGAGGUUGAGAAGCUGACCUGACUGUUCUUACUGUACAGCGUAUGGGCUAUUCACUUGCAGAGGUGCAGGGCCCCAAGUGAUGUAUCUUUUGCAGGGGUGCUUAUGUCACUGUGGCUUUGGCGGAACUGCCACUGUCAUUAAACAGAGCAAAGCAAUGAUCUCAGGUAGCAGAUGCUAGGCGCCAGUGGUGGCAGUCCUUGGACUAUUUCUCCCGAGUUGUCUUAAAUGUUUGCUUCUGUGGAAGGAUAUAGAAGUGUGUGUCUUGAAUGACUUGUCCUGAGCUCCCUAAACUAGCCUAUUGUCCAUCCAGUCAAUUGCCCAUCAAGUCAGCUUCCUUACCUAGGAUUCAGAGGGCUACCAUCAGCCUUGGGAAGCAACGUGUCUUGUACUUUAUAUAGCUCCUAGGGACCGGUUUGCAUGAUACAACAUACAGUAUAGGACCUUGCAUAGUAAAGAAAACUGGAAGACCACGUGACCUGGCCUAUUCGCAUCUUUCUUUGGAAAUGCUAUGUGACUGUAGAGUGGAGAAGCCCACAAAAUUACUUUCUGGUCAGAAGAAGUUUCCCUCUUUUCCAGUCAACACAGCCCAGUGUUUGCCAUGUCCAUUCUGUGUACCUGACGUUACUUCUCUCUACUCCCAUCAGAUUCUAAGGAAAAGGAAUCUGCUGUUUUCUCACAUGAGAAAACCAGUGGGAAAUUAUAACCACAACGUUGCAUAAUCCUGAUCAGCUACUUGAAAGGUGAUGUACAAUACGCCCCCCCCCCGGACAGGGGUGUCGUCUACUUUAAUCAACUGUGUUCCAACUCCAGCGGCAUCAUUUUGUUGCUAGGCUUUAGCUUUUUUUGCUUCUUUGAAUUAAAAGAGGAAGAAGAAGCGGCGGGGGGGGGGAGAACCAGAGCUGUCAUCAAGUAUGAGAAAUAAGGAUUUCCUAACAAGUUUGUUUUGACAGUGUUGUUUGGCACCAAAGUCCUCUCUGUGUCUUUCUACCAUUUAAUGGCUGUGAUGCCAUAUCCUGUCUGCUACACAAAUCUUUGCAACAAGAAUUCAAAGUUAGAAUCACCUCAGAAUAAUGUGGGAGGCAGCAUUUCUGAGGGAACGUUUCAGUCUGACUCAAUUCCAUGAAUGUUAAUCAUUGCUGUAGCAAUAGCAAAUUGAAGGCAAAUGAGACUGAUGUAAUAAUCACUGAAUAUAUUUGCAUAUAUUAUUAUACAAAAACGGAAAUAUCGCAAAGGUGUUUUCUUUUUGUUUACUUUGUCCUGUGGUAAACAGAAUUAUUAGCCUUUUCUGAGAGAACACUUGUAGCUUGCAGUUAAUCAGUAAAUGCUGACUGAGCAGUAUUGAGCAACAGUUACUAACAUCUCUCGUUAACCUGUGAAAAGCUUAUAUCUUUCUUAUCCUUUCUACCAUAUUUAAUUGGUAUGGUUGUUAUUUAUUUUGUUGCUUGUAUAACAGCUAGAAGCCUCCUAUUUAGGAAUGUUUUUCUGCAUUUACGUAGAAACCCCAGUCUGUCCACAGAGUUUUCCCAAAGCAAAUUCCUAAAGCAUGGAUGUGUAGCAGCCUCUACUUGUAAUCAGCCUGUGGAGCAAUAAAGGAUUUUCAACAUUAGCUAUGGGUAAACCGUACCACAAGAAAAAAUCUGGAUGAACUUUCAGUCCUGAACCCUGACCACACUGUUGUCCAGUAGCACUCUUCAGGAGAAUCAAGUGGUAAAUCUCUCCUGUGCUGUUCCACUUCUGUUCCAGUAUUUAAUGUUUAUGUAUUCUUCAGUCUGAGAACAAAAACUACCUUGCCCUUAACAUGGAAAAAUAGUUUGGGGGAGAAAGAUUUGGGUAGCCAUUUCCCCAACAUGAUAUGUUCCCGUGUAAUUGAAGGUGGGAGUCAGUUUAAACAUAUGGCUUGAAAUGGUGCACUUGGAGAAAAAUAAGUAACAGUUACUUCUUCAGUAACUUGCUUUUUCAAAUCUGAUGAUACACACAGAACCUGUAAGUUCUAUUAAAGCCUUUCUAAGUUGUCUUCUGGUUUUCUCCUGUAGAUUUUUCACUCUCUCUUUUUUUUUUACAGUGAAUACUAAUUGUAUUUUUACUCUGUCUUUUUACUAAUUUGCCGUGAGGUCUUCUGACCCCAGGCAAAUUACCUGGGAAUAAACUAGGUUGACUUGAAACCACAGAUAUGACUGGCUGGGUAGCUCUGUGGGUUGGAGUACAUGGCUGUGAAGCCAGGGGUCAGAAAUUCAGUUCUAUAUUGUGCUUUGUAGCUGUUCCUCAUGCUACAUGGCCCAGAGCACCUCCAGAAGAAGGGAAUGCUAAACACUCCUAAGGACUCUACGCCUAGGCAUCUCUGGAAAUGACUGGCAUAAUUUAGAUUUGAAUAGGCAGUAUAUUAUUAAUUAAGCACCGCUGAACUAUAUGAUGUGAAUGCAAGAAACAUUUGUGGUGGGUGAAUCUUAAUGGGAUUUACUGAUUUGAUGAGUUUAGCAUUUAGCUUGUAAGCCAUCAAGCUUCCCUUAGGUCUCUCUGGUACCAUUUGAUACCUUCACCUGACAAACAGAUCCUUUGCCACUACUCAAGAUACAAUGGACUGCAUGUCAACAAGAUCUGAUUCUUAUUCAGUGCACACUCUCUUAGGAGUAUAAUCAAGCUGAUAAGCUUUCUUAUAUCAAGUCAGACCUUGUCAUGGAAUAGUUGCUACCCUAAUGAGCUGUGGCCCUCCAGAGUCUCAGUCCGGAGUCUUUUGCCAGUGUAGUAAAUGACAGCAAUUGAACCCAGGAUUUUUUGCAUUUAAUGUAUAUGCCUAUCACUGAACUGUAAUUUUUUUCGUGCAUCGUUGUUCAGUGUGGAAGACACCAGUGUUUUAAUAUUAACGUCUCCAUUUCGGUCUUCCAGGUGAAGACUUGGGUAAAGAAGAAUGGGAAAUGUUUGAAAUUUUGGAGACACUAGCAAGCUGAAUGGAUCAACCUACUGUAAUUAGGUGGUAGCUUUGUUUGGAGGACCAACAAAAUAGAUCUUCUUUCAAUACUCUUUUCAAGAAAUGUGAAUGGUUUCAUUUCCAGCCACCAUGAUUAUAUAAAGAAUUUUUUUUUUAAGUAUCCUGUGAUGGGAGAUGUGAAGGAUGCAUUCUUUGGCUGAUUUCCUGGACUAGCCCCAGCAAGACUUACCAGCUAGAAAAUGCAAAAAAUAUGCUCUUGCUUGAGAGAUAAUGAACACUGCCUGGUGUAAUCUCAAUCACCUGCCAGAGUCCAUUAAUCACCUCAUUUUUGUUUGUUUACCCCUUCUUUGCCAAGAGCAAAGGCCUUUUCUUAAAAAAAAGAAAGAAAAAAAAGAAUGGCAAUUGUACUGUAGAGCCAGCUUAUACAUUUAUUGUUUUUUGAAGGUAAGAGUAGUGGUGUGAUCCAGGAUGCAUUGGUGUAAAUCUCUAAAUCACAAAAUCCUUGUGAUCUCACCUGUUUGUUUUUAGUGGAAGGAACAUUGUCAUAGUGUUGAGUAUAUAGCUGUCCCUUCACAUCUCUUGCAAUAAUAGAAGUUAACAACUAAACUCACUGGAAAGCAGGAUCACCUUAAUACUAGGAGUUUUUACACCAUGCACCAUUCAUUCCUGGGAUUUGCUACUGCAAGAUGUGGGGAUGACUAUUGGAGAUUAAGUAGUGAUUAUAUUGUUAGAUGAUGGUAAUGUAUUUUAUGGUUGUUGAUCUUGAUGAGUGUAUUUAGGAAUUAGUCAGUAGUUAUAUUUGUUAGCCAAUCCAAUCCAAAGAAUAGAACUAACAACCAUCAAAAUCAGAGGAUCAACAAAUUAUCAAAAUAAUUUAGCCCUGUUUGCAAAGCUGGGCAUAUGAAGGAGCCAUCUUGAAUAUUUGGGGGGGGGGUUACUGUAUUUAAAGAUAAAUUAGAAGUGUUCAUUUAAAAUGAAGCAAUUCAAACUUGAAGUUGUCUCACGCGUAUAUUAUGUAGAAGUGUGAGCAUGUGCCUUUUUUGCUUUGCAUAAGUCAGCUCCUGCCUAAUAUCUUUACCCAAGCUUUCAUUCCAUGUUUGUACAUAGAAAAGAUUCAUGAUCAAGCAUUCUUCUUAGGAGCUGAACUGAAUCUGAUGAUAAAUGUAUUUAUGUAUUUGGGGAAGCAGUUUCAAUUUUGCUUGUUUUACUUUGUCAUGCAUAUGUUGAGCCAGUAUCUUUAAUUUAUUAUUACACAUUUUGUUGUUUUAAACUGUAUGUUUAAAUUGUUUGCUACCCAAUCAAUGUUCUAAGUUUGUUAAUAUUAAUAAUACAUUCUGUAUUAAUAGUGGCACUCAAAUAAGUUAUGAUACAUUGACAGUUUAUCUGAAUCUGAUUCCCUUACUGUACAACGCUGUAUGUGUCUGUUCAGAAGUAAGUCCCAUUCAGUUCAAAGGGCUUACUCUUAGGUAAAUAAGUAUCUUACCUAUAUUCAGUAUCAGAUAGAAGCCUAAGUUAUCCAGGACAUGUAGCUAAGAACCACUGGUCCCUACUGUAUAAAAUGCAAUUCAAUAAAUAGCAUAAUACAAACA